ACUCGAGUCAUGCGGGUGAACGGCACCAAGGUGCGACUUGGCGAAAGCGUCAUCUGCGAGUCCGAAGUGGACGUGUUCAUCGCUCUGGGACUCGAAUACAAGGACCCCACCGAGCGCAACUGCUUCGACAUCAAGUUCAUCGAAGAGGACGAGGCCAAGGAGAAACGAAAGUCUAGUGCUAGU
Molecule: messenger RNA, 183 nt
Organism: Phytophthora sojae
Lineage: Eukaryota; Oomycota; Peronosporomycetes; Peronosporales; Peronosporaceae
Exons: 1
Source: RefSeq, a predicted model, not a curated record